Molecule: messenger RNA, 4862 nt
Organism: Orycteropus afer afer
Lineage: Eukaryota; Metazoa; Chordata; Mammalia; Tubulidentata; Orycteropodidae
Gene: MITF
Product: melanocyte inducing transcription factor
Biological process (GO): regulation of transcription by RNA polymerase II; melanocyte differentiation
Cellular component (GO): nucleus
Molecular function (GO): DNA-binding transcription factor activity, RNA polymerase II-specific; protein dimerization activity; RNA polymerase II cis-regulatory region sequence-specific DNA binding
Source: RefSeq, a predicted model, not a curated record
GUAAACUCGCAGCGCACGGGGCGGGCAGCCGCGCGCGGGCGAGCGGGCUGAGCUUGACGCUGCUUGGGGGUGCACGGCUCUGGGGAUCCAGGCCCCGCCACCUUACCUCCGCCCCCGGGCUCUAGUCUCACUUUCGAAUAGUGGAAGGACGAGAAGUGGGAGCCAUGCAGUCUGAAUCCGGAAUCGUGCCGGAUUUUGAAGUCGGGGAGGAGUUUCACGAAGAGCCCAAAACCUAUUACGAACUCAAAAGUCAACCCCUCAAGAGCAGCAGUUCUGCGGAGCAUCCUGGGGCCUCCAAGCCUCCAAUAAGCUCCUCCAGCAUGACAUCACGCAUCUUGCUACGCCAGCAACUCAUGCGUGAGCAGAUGCAGGAGCAGGAGCGCAGGGAGCAGCAGCAGAAGCUGCAGGCGGCCCAGUUCAUGCAACAGAGAGUGCCCGUGAGUCAGACACCAGCCAUAAACGUCAGUGUGCCUAGCACCCUUCCCUCUCCCACCCAGGUGCCGAUGGAAGUCCUUAAGGUGCAGACCCACCUUGAAAACCCCACCAAGUACCACAUACAGCAAGCCCAAAGGCAGCAGGUAAAGCAGUACCUUUCUACCACUUUAGCAAAUAAACAUGCCAACCAAGUCCUGAGCUUGCCAUGUCCAAACCAGCCUGGCGAUCAUGUCAUGCCACCUGUGCCCGGGAGCAGCGCACCCAACAGCCCCAUGGCUAUGCUUACACUUAACUCCAACUGUGAAAAAGAGGGAUUUUAUAAGUUUGAAGAGCAAACCAGGGCAGAGAGUGAGUGCCCGAGUAUGAACACGCAUUCCCGAGCGUCUUGCAUGCAGAUGGAUGAUGUAAUAGAUGACAUCAUUAGCCUAGAAUCAAGUUAUAAUGAAGAAAUCCUUGGCUUGAUGGAUCCUGCCUUGCAAAUGGCAAAUACGUUACCUGUCUCUGGUAAUUUGAUUGACCUUUACGGUAACCAAGGCUUACCACCUCCAAACCUGACCAUCAGCAACUCCUGUCCAGCCAACCUUCCUAACAUAAAAAGGGAGCUCACAGAGUCUGAAGCGAGAGCAUUGGCUAAAGAGAGGCAAAAAAAGGACAAUCACAACUUGAUUGAACGAAGGAGAAGAUUUAACAUAAAUGACCGCAUUAAAGAACUAGGUACUUUGAUUCCCAAGUCAAAUGAUCCAGACAUGCGCUGGAACAAGGGAACCAUAUUAAAAGCAUCUGUGGACUAUAUUCGAAAGCUGCAACGAGAACAGCAGCGUGCAAAGGAACUUGAAAACCGACAGAAGAAACUGGAGCAUGCCAACCGGCAUUUACUGCUCAGGAUUCAGGAACUUGAAAUGCAAGCUCGAGCUCAUGGACUUUCCCUUAUUCCAUCCAUGGGUCUCUGCUCUCCAGAUUUGGUGAAUCGUGUCAUCAAGCAAGAACCCGUCCUUGAAAACUGCAACCAAGACCCCCUUCAGCAUCACGCAGACCUAACUUGUACAACCACCCUUGAUCUCACAGAUGGUACCAUCACCUUUAAUAACAACCUUGGAACCGGGACUGAGAGCAACCAAGCCUAUACGGUCCCCACGAAAAUGGGAUCCAAACUGGAAGACAUCUUGAUGGAUGAUACUCUUUCUCCUGUUGGUGUAACUGAUCCACUUCUUUCCUCGGUAUCACCUGGAGCUUCCAAAACUAGCAGCCGGAGGAGUAGUAUGAGCAUGGAGGAAACCGAGCACGCUUGUUAGCAAAUCCUGCCUGGUCUGCAUUCUCACAAACUGCUUCCUCUCUUGAUUUGUAGAUUUAAUAAUUUACUCGAAUGGGAUUCUCUUGAUAAUUUUUCUUUAAUAUGAAUUUUUUUUUCAUGCUUUAUCAAUAGCCCAGGAUAUAUUUUAUUUUUAGAAUUUUGUGAAACAGACUUGUAUAUUCUAUUUUACAACUACAAAUGCCUCCAAAGUAUUGUACAAUGAGUGUACAGUAUCUGUGAACUGAAUUCACCACGGACUUUAGCUUUCUGAGCAAGAGGAUUUUGCAUCAGAGAAAUAUCUGUCCAUUUUUAUUCAGGGGAAUCUUGGUUUGAGAUUUGAUGCCUGUGACUUCCUUGGGAAUUAAACAUAAAGUUUAAUCAAAAGAAUGUAAAGCAACCAAAAAAAAGAAAAAGAGAGAGAGAGAAAAGAAAGAAGAAAUCUAUACUAACCUGUUUCCAUUUUGUAAAUGUAUUGAUUCAUUGGUACUGCCUUAAAGAUACAGUACCCUUCAAGCAUUGUUUAGUCUUUAUACUGCAAACUAUUUAAAGAAAUACUGUAUUCUGUAAAAGAUGAAAAACACAGUGCAGCCAUUUUCAUGGGGAUUCUCUGAAACACAGGCGCAACUGAAACGGAAGGGGAGCAGGACGGGGCUCUAAACUAGCGGCUAGCCUUCCUCUCUUCCUCUACGUGCUCUGUUGCAGUUUCCUUCAUCAAUGAAUGUGAUUCAGUUUCUCAUAGAAAAUGUUUUAUUCUGAAAUGGAAAUCAAUGUCCUCUCAAAGUAAAAUAUUGAGGAGCACUGAAAGUUUGUUUUAGGUUGUUUUUUUUUUUGUCUUUUCUUUUUAAUUUUUGUUUCUGAUAAGAACCAAACUGGGUACAUUUCUAAUUGGCUUUACAAUUUUUAUUUUUAAAUUUUUACUGUUCAUCUGGUUUGUACAGAUUCUUUAUUAUCAUUUUCUUUUCAAUACAUUUGUAUUUGUUUGUAAGAAUAUUCAUCUUAAAUGGAGAUGUUUUCAAUAUUUUUGCAACUCACUGGUGGUUUUCCUCAUUCUUUGUACACACAUGAAAGAAGACUUUUAUGCCAGGCUUUGUGUUUAAGGAGAGCUUUGCGAAUCUUUUGUAUAUUGCAGUCUCACUUGGAACUGUUUUUCCACACAUUUAAGAAGUAGUACUAGUAGGUUAAAACCAGACUUUCUGGAGAAAAUAAACUUACAUAUUUAUUUUUAGUGUCAUAAAAAUAGCAAUAUUCUUGGAGACUGAUACCUAUAGCUUUAGUAAGCCCAUUAUGGUCAAUUAAAUUGGGGUUUAUUUCAGCAAACUUGCUGAAUUUCUUUUUUUUUUUUUUUUAAAGAAAUACUGUAUUGGCAAAUACUGUUACUUGAUAACAAUGUUUUAACAAGCAGCAAUGUUGUAAAGUUAGUUUCAGUGCAUUAUCUACUUGUGUAGUCCUAUGCAAUAAUAGUAGUGUUCCAUGUAUUCUAUCAGGCCCAGGUGUUUUCUAUGGAUGACAUAUGGUGUUAUGAGCCAGGCUGUCGAAUGGAAUUUCUUAGUAGCAGCCUACAAUUGAAUAGCAAGUGGCAUAAAGCAUAUCCAUUCAGAAUGAAGUGCCUUAAAUAUAGCAGUAGUCUUUUGGGGGCUAGCACUGACUGAACUGUAAUGUAGGAGACAGUUUCAAGAUGCUAUCUAUAGUCAAGAGGAAUAUGUAGCAUGGUGCCUAUGUAGACAAUGUAAGAGCUUCCAAUUUUCCUUUGGAUAUUUUUAAUAUUAAAUAUAUUUUAGUGAAAGAGUGCCAACUUCAUUCAUCAGGAAACCUUAUUCAGGAGGGUUUUCUUCUUCUUUUUUUUUUUUUUUUUUAAGUGUUUCAGUGUCAAAUGUGAAUUGGUGAUGGGUGAUGGAGUAUUCAGAGAGGUGGAGUGAUUGUCAGAUGUAUGAAUGACUGGCUACACAAAAAUAAUCAACUGCAUAGUUCCCAUGCACAUUGGGCAAUGAGAAUCCUUGGAAACAUUGAUGAUGCUAUCACUUUUAUAGCUUUAUUACUUAAGGGGGUAGGGAAAAAUAAGUUCCCAUUCUUUCAGCCCCCUUAAUUGUAUAGCUCUUUUUUAUUAGAAUAGUGAUGCAAAUCUGCAUGAACAGCUAAUUGUACCAUAGUGUUCAUUGAUACAAUCAUAGCAUUGUCUGUUUUUCUCUUCAUAUUUAUAUGGGGGGGCUGGGGGCGGAGACUGAAGGUUGCAAUGCUAUGAUGUUGGUUUUCCAUAGCUGAUUUUGAACAUUUUCAAAAACAGAGCAGGGUUGACUAACUCGUGGUCAAGGGAUUACAGCCGGUGUCAAGCAGCCUUACAGAAAGCUUUGUUUAGAGAAAGUAUGGCAUCUUGUACCACUGACCUGACUCUCAAAGCUCCUGAGCUCGCACCACCUACUUCCCUGUUCCCUUGUUCUUAAAAGACAAUUUCUGGAAGUGGCAGGUGAUCUAGCCCAGGAGAAUACUGCAGCCUCGGGGGUGGUUUUAUUUAUUUCUUUUUUGCCAAAUAGUGUGUGGAUUUGUUUUAUGGCCUAGUUAAGCCAAGAGGAGGUGGUUUGGGCUUGCCAUUUUGUAAUGAUCCACACCACUCCCCCCAUCUAUAGGGUGCAGAAUUGUGACUUGGAUCGGGCUUCCCUCCAUAUGGAGUGUCCAAAAUGCCAAAAUUGUCUACCUGCCUGUGGGUAAGGCAAUGGAAAUACCAAACCUGACUUUGCCAAAAACCAUAUGACCAACAUGGUCAUGCAUAGGACAACACCGUUCUUUCCGGUUGUUUUUAAAUAAUAAAGCAAUAAGAACAAAUAAAAUACAUAGGAAGUUAAAAGACAUAAAGUAAAAGCACAAAGGAAUGCACUUAAUAUUUGUGAAAAAUGCACUGGGGAAAAGUUGAUAUUGAUAACAGUAUAAAAAGAAAAAGCCUAUUUCUUGAAAAAAUUACAAAUGACUGUCUCUUGUGGACGCUUGGUACUGUAAUGUUAAUAAUAGUCAUCUGCUGUUGGGUGCAGCAAUAAUCUCUGUAUGGUCCAUAGCACUGUAUAUUAUGGAUCAAUAUUAAUGUAUCCGAUGAAAUAAUUGAACUGUUGUUCUUGAUAGCCUCAUUAAAGCAUUUGGUUUUUCACAU